This is a messenger RNA of Penicillium taxi, 927 nucleotides long. Its product is annotated as alpha/beta hydrolase. Gene Ontology annotation, molecular function: palmitoyl-(protein) hydrolase activity. The transcript has 4 exons. Lineage: Eukaryota; Fungi; Ascomycota; Eurotiomycetes; Eurotiales; Aspergillaceae. The coding region runs from base 1 to 927 and encodes 308 amino acids. Gene Ontology annotation, cellular component: membrane. The record is from RefSeq and is a predicted model, not a curated record.
AUGUCCGAAUCUCCACCGCCCCCUUCAUGGAGCUUCGGCACCAUGGCCAACAACGCCGCACAAUUCUUACGUCUGCCAGUCCUGGCUUCAACUGGCCUGGCUGUAGUCGCCAGUGGAAUCCUAUAUUUCAAGCAGAAUGAGAUCGUUUACCCCCGCAAUAUUCCUGCGGAUGCGCGGACCAACGUGCCCAGUCCUCGUCAAUUCAAUAUCAAAGACUUUGAAGAUCUGCAGAUCCCGACCCCGGACGGAGAAUCGCUCCAUGCCUUCUUGUUGCGGCCACCUAAGACACGGUUCCGCCGCAACCUUACUGUGAUAAUGUUCCACGGAAAUGCAGGAAACAUUGGCCAUAGAGUUCCUAUCGCAAAGGCUCUUAUGGAUACCCUUCAGUGUAAUGUUUUCUUGCUGGAAUACCGGGGUUAUGGAUUGUCAACUGGUGUGCCUGAAGAGGCCGGUUUGAAGGUUGACGCUCAGACGGGGUUGGACUAUUUGCGACAACGUUCAGAAACCUGCGAUACUAAGUUGGUUGUCUAUGGUCAGAGCCUUGGUGGUGCUGUGGCUAUUAACCUGGUUGCCACCAACCAGGAGCAGGGUGAUAUUGCCGGCCUGAUCUUGGAGAACACCUUCCUAAGCAUUCGGAAAAUGAUUCCUUCUGUUUUCCCUCCUGCUCGGUAUAUCGCACGCCUAUGCCAUCAAUAUUGGACCAGUGAGGAGGUGAUACCUAAGAUCACCGAGGUGCCCAUUCUCUUCUUGAGUGGAUUGAAGGAUGACCUUGUGCCUCCAUCCCAUAUGACUCAAUUGUUCUCUGUCAGCAACACCAAGCGCAAGAUAUGGCGCACACUCCCUGGAGGAGGCCACAAUGACAGCGUCGCCGAAGAUGGCUACUUUGACCACAUUCACUCCUUCGUCUCUGAAGAAGUUGAUGACUGA